AUAUAUUAUUAGUACUAAUAAGCAGCCUUAAUAAUAAAAAGACAACUUUUGUUCUAUUAAAAAAAAAUCAUUUAAACUGCCACCUUUUUCUUUUUUCUUUCCCUUUAUAAUAAUCAUCACGAAGACAGGACUCUCCUCUCCAUGAUACAGAGAUUCUGUAAAAUUUGAGAGUGGGGGCAAGAAGAAGAAGAAGAAGAUAAAGGUGAGUUCUUUUGGAGAUUUAAUCAAAAGGGGUUCAAUGGAAAGUAAUAGUAGAAGCAAGUUCAAGAAAAUUUGUGUUUUCUGUGGAAGCAACCCUGGCCACAGGAAAGUCUUCAGUGAUGCUGCUAUUGAUUUGGGGAAUGAAUUGGUAAGUAGGAAAAUUGACUUGGUCUAUGGUGGUGGAAGUGUUGGAUUGAUGGGAUUGAUUUCCCAGAGAGUCCAGGAGGGAGGUUGCCAUGUCCUUGGGGUCAUCCCGAAAGCUCUUGUGCCUAUUGAGAUAUCAGGUGAAAGUGUUGGUGACGUAAAAAUUGUUUCGGACAUGCAUGAGCGGAAAGCUGAAAUGGCUAUUCAGGCUGAUGCCUUUAUUGCACUUCCAGGUGGAUAUGGAACCAUGGAGGAGACUCUGGAAAUGAUAACAUGGGCACAACUUGGAAUUCACAAAAAACCGGUUGGUUUGCUAAAUGUUGAGGGUUAUUAUAAUUCUUUGCUUGCACUAUUUGACAAUGGUGUUGAAGAAGGUUUCAUUAAGCCAGGGGCUCGUGACAUUGUUCUUGCUGCUCCUUCAGCCAGAGAGCUUUUAAGCAAGAUGGAGCAAUAUACUCCUUCACAUGACCAUGUUGCUCCCCAUGAAAGCUGGCACAUGGAGGAGUUGGCUUAUCCAAAGGAGCAGUCUCCAUGACAAAACACAUUCUCUAAUUAGGCCAACUUCCACAAUAGAAGUCUGAUAUGAUUCAUCAUCAUUAUCUCUUGGAUGAGAAUUAUUCAGGUGGAGCCACAUAUAAUGCAUCAUUGUGUACUCUUGUCAUUCUUGCGGUUACAUUUAGUACAAUCAUUGUUGGUGUUUUGCAUAAGCUAACAUUGAUAUAUAAAUUGGUCAAUGGACGCA
Solanum lycopersicum (tomato) is the source of this 1087-nucleotide messenger RNA. Its product is annotated as cytokinin riboside 5'-monophosphate phosphoribohydrolase LOG8. The record is from RefSeq and is a predicted model, not a curated record. Gene Ontology annotation, cellular component: cytosol. NCBI's taxonomy places the organism in Eukaryota, Viridiplantae, Streptophyta, Magnoliopsida, Solanales, Solanaceae. Gene Ontology annotation, biological process: cytokinin biosynthetic process. Gene Ontology annotation, molecular function: hydrolase activity, hydrolyzing N-glycosyl compounds.